AUUUCUCAAAGAUAAUAUAAAAGACAACUAAUUUGACAGGAAGUGUAUUCCAACUGUCCACACGUCAUUCGACGGCUGCAGACUGACGUGACGGUUCCAAAGGCAGUGAAAUUUCAUUUUUUAGUGAAUGUGCUUGUGAUACGGUUUGAAAAAUGCAAAUUCCAAAGGAAUAUGUGUCUACUGCUGAGGAUAUUGCUGAUCAGGUGGUCCGUAAAGGCAAGAAUGUUUUGCCCACGGUAGCCCGCUUGUGCCUCAUCUCCACAUUCCUCGAGGAUGGUCUCCGCAUGUGGUUCCAGUGGUCAGAGCAGCGCGACUACAUGGACAUGUCAUGGGGCUGCGGCAAGAUCCUCGCCACAAUGUUUGUUAUAGUAAACUUAGUUGGACAGCUGGGCGGCUGUGUGAUGGUGCUGGGCAGGCUCAAGGUGGACAUUGCGUGUGGAGUACUAUUCUUCAUUGUUGUACUACAGACAUUCGCCUACAGUAUAUUAUGGGACAUGCAAUUCUUGCUCCGUAACCUGGCCCUUAUUGGAGCCCUACUGCUAGUGGUGGCAGAGGCCCGUGCUGAAGGCCGCAGCCUCUUCGCCGGAGUACCGUCGCUCGGAGAGAACAAGCCGAAGACCUAUUUGCAGCUCGCUGGCAGAAUACUCCUAGCAUUCAUGUUCAUCACGUUGUUGAGAUUCGAGAUUUCAUUUUUACAGAUAGUGCAAGACCUGCUGGGCAGUAUCCUGAUGAUCUUGGUGACGGUGGGCUACCGUACCAAGCUGUCUGCUCUGAUGCUGGUGGUGGUGCUCUCCGUGCUCAACCUGUACCACAACGCGUGGUGGACAGUACCCUCGUACAAGCCUCUCAGGGAUUUCCUCAAAUAUGACUUCUUCCAGACCUUAUCUGUGAUCGGCGGUCUCCUUAUGAUCGUGUACUUGGGCCCGGGCGGUGUCAGUAUGGACGAACACAAGAAGAAGUGGUAGAAUCGCGACCGGUGUGUACAAUGUAUGCACAUGUUAAAGACUAUUGAUAUUUUAAUCAUAAGAUGUUAUGGUGCAAGAGGAAAGAAAAAAUUUCAUAUAAUUUGGUGUUUUUAUGUGACAAUCUGACUAGUCGGCGAUAUUGUGAACAUUGAGCUUACUUCCAUAUCCUGUUCUGUUGUGCUAUGGGCAGUUUGCUCUUACCUAGUUUAAUAUACAGGGUGCUCCACCAAGGCGUCUCAGUACGAAUUAUCUGACGCAUUUGGACGAUGUGAAGUUUAUUUAUUUUAUUUAGUACAAACUUCCCUUCUUCUGAUUGUGUCGGAUUCAUUUUUUGCUGAUCUAUUUCAACGGGACACUCUGUGUAGUAAGUUUUGUGGGACGAAGUCUUGUGCAAAUAGUUUGUGUUAACCUAAGAUGGUACUAGGUCGAUUUAUAUAACGGCCCAGUUUACAGUGCGAAAUGGUAUUUAUUUAUAAUACCAAUUAAGUGAAAAAAUAUAAUACGUAUAAAACACUUCGUAAAAUUAAAUAAGGAUUCUAGUCCUGCAAAAUGAUGUUGUAUAUAUUUGAACUUUGUUAUCAUGAUUUAUAUAAUUAUAAUGCCCGCAAACUGCCCAUAACCAAACAACAGUUGGUGUCAUAACACAAAAUUUUAUAUAAAUGUGCACGUAUUUGGUCGAUCAAUAAAGUAUGGUAAGCAAAUAGG
Molecule: messenger RNA, 1670 nt
Organism: Spodoptera litura
Lineage: Eukaryota; Metazoa; Arthropoda; Insecta; Lepidoptera; Noctuidae
Gene: Surf4
Product: Surfeit locus protein 4
Biological process (GO): Golgi organization
Cellular component (GO): membrane; endoplasmic reticulum-Golgi intermediate compartment; endoplasmic reticulum
Source: RefSeq, a predicted model, not a curated record